Aspergillus ochraceoroseus IBT 24754 is the source of this 621-nucleotide messenger RNA. Its product is annotated as EMI1 family protein. The record is from RefSeq and is a predicted model, not a curated record. The annotation marks the transcript as partial. NCBI's taxonomy places the organism in Eukaryota, Fungi, Ascomycota, Eurotiomycetes, Eurotiales, Aspergillaceae. The transcript has a single exon.
AUGGGCUGGUGGUCGUCGAAAUCUCCCGCUCCUCCAAAUGUGGAGUCCCAAUCAACUCCUUCUCCCCCCUCAGACACCCUCCCAACACAACCAUCACCACCAUCACCACCGCCGCCGCCGCCGCAACGAACCCUCAGUCGCGAAGAACAAGCAGAUGCCGAAUUCAAACAACUCCUCGCAAGUCUAGAAAGCGACAUAAACCGAUCACCAAAUUCCUCCCCAGAACAAUCCUCAUCCUCCCCCUCCACACAGUCUCCCGAAUCCGACUCCGCCCCUGCUUCUAUAGCUCCCGAAUCCCUCUACCCUGAUUCCAUGUCCUGCCGGACUGCAUUCGACUACGCCUUCUUCUGCCAGUCGCUAGGCGGCCAAUUUGUCAAUGUCUACCGAUAUGGAGAGCUCCGGUCGUGUAGCGAGCACUGGGAUAAUUUCUGGCUGUGUAUGAAGACCCGCACGUUUAGGGAUUCGGAGCGCAAGCGGAUAAUCCGGGAUCAUUACCGAAAGAAGGCCAUCAAGUAUAAAACAGGGCCGAGUAGCGAGGAUGUUUGGGAGGUGCGAAUGGAGCCAAUGAAUGAGGCGUUCCAGGGUGAUUUUGCGGCGUUGGAAAAAGAAAUGAAAGCAGAG